CUUGGAUAUUUCUCCUGGAAGUCUCACUCCAUUGGAAGUACUAGAGACAAGCAUGUGGGGACACACGUUCGCGGUCCUUGCGUACAUCUCAUUGGCAUCGUCCUUGGUCAUAAUUCUCCAAAGUGUCUACGCUUUCUACCUCUCUAACGUACUCGCUCGUCAUAAGGACUCUGAGAUCAUGCAUGAUCCUGGGGUCGCCAUUCCUCGGAACGGCUUUCACAUUUCUACACAUAUCGAUGCGCUGGGAGGGCCCGCCAUCUUUGCGUAUAACGUUGCUCGAACACUCUCCGUCUUUGCUCUACUUGGUCUAUCGGUCGCAGGAUUGCUCUCUGACCAGGUAAAAUCCCAGGAGGACCGACUGCUUUACCUAGCAUUGUGCCUCGUCUACGCCUAUGCCUCCGCUCUAGCUUUCUGCACCAUUACCACACGGCGCAAAUUGGCCGCCAUCACAGAAGAGCACCUCAUGGUUGUGCUUAUCUCCGCAUUCGUUGUUUUCGCGUAUAGAGAUGUUUGGCCUCUAAUGACCUUUACUCAAACGCCGGAAGACGGGGGCAUGGGGAGCCUGUUGUGGACUCAAGUGGUCUUGCUUGGAUUCGCGGCUGUGUUUGUUCCUCUCACGAUCCCCAAAGCAUACAUCCCACUUAACCCGAAGGACCCACACCAGAACCCUAACUCAGAGCAAACAGCGUCUCUAUUCUCUCUGUGGACCUAUGGCUUUCUCGACCAUAUCGUGGCCCUCGCAUAUCGAGUUCCUCAGAUCUCGCGAGACCAAUUACCCCCACUAGCCGACUACGAUCAUGCAAAAAUUCUCGUGGCGAAGAGUUUCCCGCGCAUUGAUCCCUUCAGUGGAGCGAAGAGCAAAAGGCAUCUGUUUUGGGGUUUGCUUGCAACAUUUCGGCGAGAAUACUCGGUAAUGGCGGUAGUUCUACUUCUAAGGAUCGCAUGCAACAUCAUGAGCCCGAUUGGUAUCAACCAGUUGCUCAAAUACAUUGAGAAUAACGGUGAAGGCGCGACUGUCCGUCCUUGGGUAUGGAUAGCUGCGUUGUUCUUUGCUCCCAUGAUUGGCAGUUUGGCGGCACAUCGCUACCAAUUCCUUUCUGGCGCAGUGCAAGUGCGAAUCGAAUGCAUCAUCACGCAGCUCGUAUUUGAGCACUCUCUUCGGAUCCGAAUGAAAGCGAGUAUAUCCCCUGAUGUCGAGGAUGAGACGUCACAGUCCGAUACCGCUAGUAGUCUCACAAAGACCGCUGUGGAUUCAAGCGAGGGCGGCACUGGUCCUAUGGAGAACGAUGAGAUGAGUCACGCAUCUGGUUCAUCCGUCGAGGGAGAGGGGGCGACUCUACUGGCUCAGAGCCAGUCCGAUCAGGAUUCAAACAAAGUCCCCCGAAAGGCUGCGGAGAUAUCUGCAACCGAGGUGGAGAAGAAAACUGCAGAGACGAGCUCGAAAGCUAGUAAUAUGAUUGGAAAUAUCAAUAACUUGGCUUCGACGGAUUUGGACAACAUCACCAAUGGGAGAGGGUUUUUGUAUGUCCCGAUCUACUUGCCCAUCCAGACAGCUAUCAGCAUCUGGUUUCUGUACAGUAUCCUUGGGUGGAGUGCAUUUGUGUCGAUGGCCACUUUGGUACUGUUGUACCCCAUCCCGAUAUACGUCGCCAAGUCGAUUCACAAAGCACAACUCGAAAAGAUGAAAAUGUCUGAUGAAAGAGUUCAGACCGUGACUGAAACACUCGGCGUCCUCAGGAUGAUUAAGCUAUUCGGAUGGGAACCUAAGAUCAGCGAACGUAUCGCGACGAAACGCGACAAAGAGCUCGGCUGGAUUAUAAGGGGUCAGAUGUUCGGUCUUGCCAAUGCCAACCUCAACUAUAUCAUUCCAGCUCUCGCCAUGGUCUCCACCUUCAUUGUCCAUACGACAGUCAUGGGCAAGGAAUUGACCGCUUCUGCGGUCUUCUCAUCUAUCGCAGCCUUCGAUAUCCUUAAGAUGCAGUUGUACAUGGUCUUCUGGCUACUACCUCAAUUCAUCCAAGCUAAAGUCUCUCUGGAUCGUAUCGGCGAAUUCCUCCAGGAGACCGAGCUCUUAGAUGAAUAUCAAAAUACGAUCCACGAAGAUCAACAGCUUAGGUCCUGCACGCCAAAUGAAUUUCCGGCCCCCGAUCAAGAUGUAAUUGGAUUCCGAGAUGCAAGCUUUGUCUGGUCUCGCGAUUCUCUCGAUGAUAAAGUUGGUCAGCGGAACUUCACGCUCCGUGUGGAGGGUGAGGUCGUCUUCAAACGUGGGAGUCUCAACCUAAUCGUCGGACCGACUGGCUCAGGAAAAACGUCACUAUUGAUGGCUUUAUUGAGUGAGAUGCACUUCAUUCCGCUCGCCAAUGAUUCCUGGUAUCAUCUCCCUCGUACCGGUGGUGUGUCCUACGCCGCUCAGGAGUCUUGGGUACAGAAUGAGACAAUUCGAGACAAUAUAUUGUUCGGAACUCCAUACAACGAAGAUAGGUACAAGCAAGUGAUUUCCCAAUGCGGGUUGGAGCGAGAUCUUGGCUUAUUCGAUGCCGGUGACCUCACUGAGGUUGGUGAGAAGGGCUUGACCUUGAGCGGUGGUCAAAAAGCUCGCGUUACGCUUGCCAGAGCUAUAUAUUCCUCCGCAGAGAUUAUUCUGUUGGAUGACAUUCUCGCUGCUUUGGAUGUCCACACUGCACACUGGAUUGUCGACAAGUGUCUCACCGGGCCUCUUGUCAAGGGACGGACUGUUCUCCUCGUCACGCAUAAUGUCGCCAUCGCCAGUCCUAUUGCCGACCAUAUCGUAUCACUGGACCUGGAUGGUCGUGUUGCCUCCCGGGCAUCUAUUGAAGACGCCCUUGCUAUGAACAAAGUACUUUCCCGUGAAGUAGCCGAGGAAGUCAACGUGAUAGAGAAGGGCGAGGACGACAUCGGUGCAAAACAGCUAGAUGAUGCCGUUAAGGCCGCUGCUGGCAAGUUAGUCGUCGAAGAGGAAAUCCAUGAAGGUCGCGUUAGUUGGGCAGCUCGCGUAAUGUAUCUGUCCAGCGUCGGUGGUUCGUGGACCAGAUUAUUUUGGCCCUUCUUCCUCGUGACCAUGUUCGCAACCCAUUUCACGAUGGUGGCACAGACUUGGAUUUUAGGGUGGUGGGCGAGUGCUUAUGACCAUCACUCGCCUAACGAAGUCAACGUCUCCUACUAUCUUACCAUCUAUAUGCUAGCCUUACUGUUGUGCCUCAUACCAUAUGUGUUGGGAAGCACCGCAUGGGUCUUCGGCUCUAUGGCAGCUGCAAGGACGAUUCACAAACGCUUGAUAACUUCUAUACUUGGCACAACUUUGAGAUGGCUAGACAAGACCCCGACCUCAAGGAUCAUCACUCGUUGUACUUCAGAUAUCAGCACCAUUGACCACGCUUUGCCAAUGCACGUCGAAAACUGGAUCGAGAGCACCAUUUACAUGUUCAUACGACUGGGAGCCGUAGUCGUACUCACGCCACAGUUCCUUCUCCCAGGUUUAUUCAUUUUCGCCGCGGGAAGCUGGCUAGCCCAGGUGUAUAUCAAGUCUCAGCUAGCGGUGAAGCGAGAAAUGAGCAACGCAAAAGCCCCAGUCAUGGGCCAUUUCGGCGCGGCCAUCGCUGGACUGAUUUCCAUCCGCGCUUAUGGCGCUCAGGACCUCUUUAGACAAGAAUCGUACAAGCGUAUUGACCGGUAUUCUAGAGCCGCCAGGACUUUCUACAGUCUCAGCAGAUGGGUAUGCGUACGCAUUGAUGCCCUUGCUGGAUUGUUUUCUUCUGGCCUAGCCGCCUACUUGGUAUACGGGCCUGGACACGCUGCCCGUUUGUCAUCAGAUACAGGGUUUUCUCUGACGAUGGCCGUCGCAUUCGGAGCUAUCAUUUUGGACUGGGUGUGGGUUCUGAAUGACGUCGAAAUUGACUGUGAUAGUCUUGAGCGUAUUCAGUCCUAUGUGGCCAUCGAGCAAGAACCAAAGCCCACGAAGGAAGGUGUUCCACCAGCUUACUGGCCAGCUAGCGGCGACCUUCGUGUGGAGAAUCUUUCGGCGCGGUACUCCACAGAUGGGCCAGUUGUUCUCCACGACAUAUCGUUCCACAUCAAAUCCGGUGAAAGAGUUGGUGUCGUCGGUCGUACGGGUAGUGGAAAAAGCUCCUUGACUCUUUCGCUCCUUCGCUGCAUCUAUACGGAUGGAAACGUAUACUAUGACGGUAUACCGACUGCUUCCAUCAAUCUCGACGCCCUGCGCACCAACAUCACCAUCAUCCCUCAGAUGGUUAGCGGCCUGAUACUAUUCUUUCUUAUUCACUCAUCAUUGCUUACUUAUGUCGAUGUAGCCCGAGCUUUUGAGGUGAGUCGCUCUAAGUCGCUUCGCGGUACUUUGCGAGAAAACCUGGAUCCGUUCCAAGAGUACGACGACGCCACAUUAAACUCGGCGUUACGCGCAUCGGGCCUAUUCUCAUUGCAAAUGGAGGACUCUAAGAAUGGAAUUAACCUCGAUACCAAAAUAUCGAGUGGUGGAGGAAACCUUUCCGUUGGACAGAAGCAGGUUUUGGCGUUGGCAAGGGCCAUCGUCCGCGGAAGCAAGUUACUCAUCUUGGAUGAAGCCACUUCUGCGAUAGAUUAUCAGACGGACUCCGUGAUUCAGUCAUCUCUGCGCCAUGAACUCAAGGGAGACAUGACAUUGAUCACUGUCGCUCAUCGGCUACAGACCAUCAUGGAUGCAGACAAGAUCAUGGUAUUGGACGCUGGACGAAUUGCCGAGUUUGAUACACCGAGUGCACUCUUGAAGAAGAAGGACGGCAUGCUGCGAAAAUUGGUAGAUGAGAGCGGAGACAAGGAGCGGCUCUACGCUAUGGCCAUGGGAGACCUGUGAUCAUGUCUUGUACUUACAUGUUGACUAUGUCGCUUUCUUCUCGAUCGCUAGGGAAGAAACACGCAUGUCAAACGCACGAUACAUCAUUAUCUUGAUUUC
Messenger RNA from Stereum hirsutum FP-91666 SS1, 4966 nucleotides. RefSeq names its product multidrug resistance-associated ABC transporter. Gene Ontology annotation, cellular component: fungal-type vacuole; membrane. The transcript is spliced from 40 exons. Gene Ontology annotation, biological process: transmembrane transport. Gene Ontology annotation, molecular function: ATP binding; ABC-type peptide transporter activity; ATP hydrolysis activity. The record is from RefSeq and is a predicted model, not a curated record. Bases 53 to 4867 code for a protein of 1604 amino acids. Lineage: Eukaryota; Fungi; Basidiomycota; Agaricomycetes; Russulales; Stereaceae.